AUGCCAACUGCCGGUGUACUCGACUCAUUUAAGAAUCUCCUCCGACACGGCAAACACCACAACCACGCAGCGCCUAAACAAGAAGCAGCCCCACCUCCCGCAACAACCCCAAUCGAAGAGAAAAUGGCCCGCGAAGCAGCAGAGCAAAUCGUCAAGCAGGAGCGUGAACAGAAGAGCCAAUUGCCAUCAUACAAGGGUCUCGAAAACUUUCAGAUUGUCGAGAAGAUGGGCGAUGGCGCAUUUUCCAACGUCUAUCAUGCCCUCGACCUCACCACCAACAAGAAAGUUGCAGUCAAGGUCGUACGAAAGUAUGAACUCAACUCAUCCCAGGAUGGAGACAAACAUUUGAACCCUAAGUUCAAAAAGAAGCCGCGCGUAACAGAGCGCGCCAAUAUUCUCAAGGAGGUGCAAAUUAUGCGCGGAACUAACCAUCCUUCCGUGGUCAAGUUAAUAUCCUUUUCUGAAUCGGAGGAACACUAUUUCCUCGUAUUAGAACUCAUGGAAGGAGGAGAGCUAUUCCACCAAAUCGUCAAGCUCACCUACUUCAGCGAGAAUUUGUCUCGGCACGUCAUUCUACAAGUUGCUCACGGUAUCCGCUAUCUACACGAAGAACGAGGGGUGGUUCAUCGGGACAUCAAACCUGAGAACCUUCUUUUCCAAAGGAUACCGAUUGUGCCUUCCAAAGUUCCUGUGCAUCGACCUUACGAUGAAGAGAAGGAAGACGAAGGAGAAUUCAUCCCCGGAGUCGGUGGCGGUGGGAUCGGCCGCGUCAAGAUCGCUGAUUUUGGGUUAAGCAAAGUGGUCUGGAACGAAGAAACAAUGACGCCAUGCGGAACAGUUGGUUAUACGGCCCCUGAAAUAGUGAAGGACGAACGGUACAGCAAGAGUGUCGAUAUGUGGGCGCUUGGCUGCGUGUUAUAUACGCUCCUUUGCGGUUUCCCGCCAUUUUACGACGAAAGCAUCAACGUUCUCACGGAAAAGGUAGCGCGAGGUUAUUACACGUUCCUCAGCCCUUGGUGGGACGAUAUAAACCCUUCAGCCAAAGACUUGAUUACCCAUCUAUUGUGUGUUGAUCCAGCUCAACGUUACACUAUCGACGAGUUUCUUGCCCACCCUUGGUGUAACGCUGCACCUGCUCCCCCACCACCCCCGACGCCUUAUACUGGACACCCUAUCGACUCUCCUCUUCUGUCUGCAGCUAAAGGCCGAAUGGAAGGACGGAGUCCUGGAAUUGCUACAUUGAAAGAGGCAUUCGAUGUGACGUAUGCUGUGCACCGAAUGGAAGAGGAGGGAGCCCGGCGACGCAAAUAUAAGGGACGAGGAGGAGCGGGUGUUCGGGGUUUCCUCGGUGGACUAAACGAAGACGAUGAAGAAGACUUUGAUGAGCAACAAACGACCAAGAACCAGGCUGGUUAUGCUGGCGGACGUGCCGGGCCGCGUGACCGUGGCCAGAAUGCCACCAAAUCAGCGGGUACUAAAGGGUUCGAACUCGAUUUGGAUGGUGCCACGCUGCUUGGUAGAAGGCAUCGCGGCAAAGGAGCGGGUGGUACGGGUAUCGGAACGCGUAGUCCGCUGGCGGAUAACGUGACCUCAAUGCAAGGCCUUCGAUUGGACAACGACCUCGGUAGCCCAAUGCAAAUCGGUUGA
This is a messenger RNA of Mycena indigotica, 1647 nucleotides long. Its product is annotated as Protein kinase domain-containing protein. Gene Ontology annotation, molecular function: ATP binding; protein kinase activity. The transcript has 9 exons. The record is from RefSeq and is a predicted model, not a curated record. Gene Ontology annotation, biological process: protein phosphorylation. The coding region runs from base 1 to 1647 and encodes 548 amino acids. Lineage: Eukaryota; Fungi; Basidiomycota; Agaricomycetes; Agaricales; Mycenaceae.